Messenger RNA from Columba livia (rock pigeon), 4075 nucleotides. RefSeq names its product leucine rich repeats and transmembrane domains 1 (gene LRTM1). Gene Ontology annotation, cellular component: GABA-ergic synapse; glutamatergic synapse; postsynaptic density membrane. Gene Ontology annotation, biological process: axonogenesis; positive regulation of synapse assembly; regulation of presynapse assembly. Lineage: Eukaryota; Metazoa; Chordata; Aves; Columbiformes; Columbidae. The record is from RefSeq and is a predicted model, not a curated record. Gene Ontology annotation, molecular function: protein binding. Bases 2442 to 3482 code for a protein of 346 amino acids. The transcript has 3 exons.
AAAUAAUACAAUUAUAGUAGCAAAGACUUACCUAAAAUUAGAGAGGCAGUUAAGAAACAUUCUUUAAGCCCUUCGUUAGAUGACACUAACUGCUGUGGGAGCUUGAAAGCCCACCUGGUCAGCAAACAUUAGUUAAGAAGGAAAAACAACUUAAAAAGAAACCCUUUGAAUUCAUCAGUUAAAAUAAAAUUUUAGACAACAAAGAGAAUUUAAAAGUGUGAAAAAGUCUUAUCAUACCAGAAAACAAUAACAUAAUAGCUAGUACUUCCUGCAGUAUGAUCAAAAGUCAUGAAGAGGGCUAUCAUCCAAGUGAUGAGUUCUUGAAAGGACAGAGGGAUGUCAUCUGAAGCAACAAGUACCUAAGGUAAAUUUGUUCUUCAAAAAAGCAGAGUAUCUGCAGCUAGCAAGGCUACAACUUAUAAGGAUUAUGAUAUUUUAUAGUAGCCCUUUUUACAUUUAGUUCUGUCUUCAUUAAAAUGAUUCACUGGUAUUAUUUAAGAUAGAUCUGCUUAUGUGUUUGUAUACGUGUGCACAUACAUGAGUUGGGAAAGGACAUAGCAAAUAAAUGUAUUGUACAACAAAGGUUAGAGAAGCUUUUGUUUUAACCUGACAUUUAUUUAAAGUACAUGACAGUAGAUCUUUAAGCUUAUCUCCCUUUACCAUUGUAAAACUGAGUUACUUAGUAUGACUAUAGUACCAGGUAAUCUACAUCUACAGUAUUGCUCUACAAUACGUUGCAGACUUUCAUCCUGUAUCAGGAUGAUGUGUCAUUCAUCAAAACUGUCAACAACAGUGUGGCCUGCCAUUCAUAGCAAUAAUCCUAGAAUCCUCAAGAUUACCAGUCAUGUUUACUUUACAGAACGUCAGUUGUUCUGCAUUCUCCUUCACUGCUCAGCAGCAUUCACUAUUCCUUUGGGUAUCUCGACCGGUGUCAGAAACAAUUCAGCAAAGCAUACAACAAUAACAGUUACAGUUCUCUCUUAGUGCUUGAGGGUGGCAGAGAUCGAAACACGGACUUUCAGUAACUAAAAGGUAGCUAUGGAGAAGAUGGGGUUACUUUCCUCACAAGGAUGCAUGGUGACACAACAAGAGGUGAGGGACACAAGUUGCUUCAAGGAAAACUCUGUCUGGAUGUAAGACAAAAUCAGUGAUGCUAAGAACAGUAACACACUGGAGUAGGUUGCCCAGAGAAGUGAUGAAAUCUCCCUUGCUGGAAAUACUCAAGUCUCAGCUUGACAGGACCCUGGGUAAUUUGUAAGACCCCGCUUUCCACAGCAGGUUGAACCUGAUUAACUCACUUUUCUAUGACUGCUUCUAUAGCAUUGCAUAUAGCAUAGACAUUUUGGCCCAGAAAGUGAGCUUUGUGUGAUCUUUUCAAAAGCACCUAAAAGCAGAAUUUGAACUGGAAAGCUAUGAUAUAUAUAAGAAUAGGUGAUAGCUUUUGAUUGCACUGCUUCCCUCUUCAUAGGACAGCUAUCAGAUGGAGUGAUCCUAUGGCCUUAACUGUAUUAUAUACUCAUUCCUUUAAACAUCUUUGAGUUUCUUCAUAGUCACAAGUCAUUAAUCCUUUUAUUGUUGUACAUGGUACAGCAUGAAUGAGUUAUACUGAAGCAGUAACAAAGAGAGAAGUCAAGGCACCAUACAAACACAUUUCAAUAUUGUCUGCCAUUUCUUUCCAGUAUCUUUGAAAAUAAAUAAAUCUGUUCAGUAUUCUUGGUGACCAUACAAAUAUGUAUGCCAUAUUUAUGGAAGGAGCCACCAGUCCUGUGUUCCCAUGGAAGAAAAUCCUGUCAGCGCAACUAAUGGAUGUCAGAUGGAUUAGCUUAGGAGAGCAAACAAGUGCACUGUCAAAACCAUGUCAUCAACCUACAGCCUAUUCGUAGUGAUAUUAUACACUCCACUGCUUCCCAUCACAGCCCAGGACAAUCACAAUUCAUGUUCAGAGUCAUCUGGUCUUGCAAAAAUUGACACAGCAUAGCUAAUAAUCCACUAGAAUUCAGAAACUAUACUGGAUUUUAAAAGGCAGCUUUAUUUUUGUGCCUUGCAUUUAAGGCAGAUUAAAUAAAUCAAAAUGGGUCAUUAUUUGUAUGUUACAGCUGUCCAGUUAGAGUUGACAGACACUCUGCAUGGCCUGUCGACUGAUUAAGAGGCAGAAUAAGUCUCUGAGAGUCCUAAAUGGAUGAGGGAGGUGAAGGGGAAGAUUGUGACAAAGUAAAAAAUCAAAGGCUGAUGGAGUAACUCACUGGAAAUAGUUGCACUUCUACACAAGCGACAGAUACCAUCUAAAACCAAACAAACAAAACCAAAACCACCAGAAAACACAGGAAGAAAACUGGAUGAGCAAAUUACAGAUUUGAAGACGAAAUCAGAACAAACUGUCACUGUUCUACAUCAGAAAACUGGACUGAAUCUUCUGCAAGGUGAAGAACAAACAACACACAAUGAAAGGUAAAAGGCUUUUGGUUUUGAGUGUCACCUUGUUAAUAUAUGCAGCUCAUGGAUGUCCUGAUAAAUGCCUAUGCCAUACAGCUUCGAAGACUGCAGACUGCAAGAACAGAGGCUUUACUGAAAUUCCUGCCCGUUUACCUCCUGAAAUUCAGAUACUACAGUUGCAGAAUAACCAUAUUUGGAGAAUCAACCAAAAUGCAUUCACUGGAACACCAUUGCUCAAAAUCUUAGACUUGUCUAAUAAUUCUCUCUCAAGUUUGGCACCGGGUGCUUUCCAAAAAUUACGGUAUCUACAGGUUCUAAACCUAACCAGAAAUUUGAUUCAUUAUAUAGAAAACAAGACUUUCAGUUUCCUCCCACACCUAAAAGAACUGGACUUGUCAUCCAACAGCAUUAUACGUUUGCCUGAGACUUUCGGAAACAGCACAGGGAAUAUAACAUUGCUGUCUGUGAAGCAUAACAAACUUCAGAAAAUGGAAAGAGUUCUGCUGGAGUCACUUCCAAACUUGAAAGUGGUCCUUUUCAAAGAUAAUCCCUGGCAAUGUAAUUGUAAUGUCUUUGGCCUGAAACUGUGGCUGGAGAGCUUUUUGUACAGAGGAGGAAUAAGUGAUGGCAUUAUCUGCUCAGCACCAGGGAUUCGGAAAGGAAGGGACCUCCUCAAAGUUCCCUAUGAGCUCUUUGGGGCAUGUCCUCUUACAACAGCCCACGUCCAUCUGGCCAGCAUUCACCACCACAGCUUUGAGCACAGAAGUUCUCCGAAGCACGCUCAUCAUCACCACGAGCACGGGGACAGCAGCCGGCCAAACUGUGAACCCAAACCAAAGCCAAGGCCUGUUAGCUUGCGUCAUGCAAUUGCCACUGUAGUCAUAACUGGAGUUGUCUGCGGAAUUGUGUGUCUAAUGAUGUUGGCAGCUGCUGUUUAUGGUUGUGCCUAUGCUGCAAUUACUGCGAAAUACCACAAAGAACAUUUGGCCCCGGUCAGACAGCAUGGGACUCCUGAGGAAAAAGAGCCAUUUGAUAGUUCCUUGGCUUGAGUUACUUUUGUCUUCAGUUUCUUGCAAAUAAAGCCCUCGCUUCUGUUAAAAAGCCUGGAAUCUAAAUAGGAUUGAUUUUAUAGUAAUUACUGCUUUAUUUUCCUGCUUUUUCACGCUGUUUUUUAAAAUGUAAAUAUAUAUGCCUUGGAAUAUAUAUUUAGACUUUAUUUAGAAGCUUGUAAGUUUAUUUAUAUUUUGUGUGUGUAUAUUCUGAAGCCACUACUUGAGGUUAAGUGUUUGAGAUACAGAAAUCCUGAUGCACUUUAACAGAUUAUAUUCUCCAUUACCAGCUUCUGAUGUAAUAUAGUACAACAUAUCAGUUAUGGUGCAGCUACAGUCAGCAGCGAAUAUGAGUGAGCUUUCUGCAAAGAAAAAUACAAAGUAUCUACAAAUGACUGACUAUAUUUUAAGAACUUAAAAUAGCUGGUAUGUAUCCAGAAAUACAAUUCGCAAUCAGUUUUAGAACUGGCCAGCCUACACGCUGACAUUGAUAACUUUAACAUGUGUUAAAAAUAUUUCCAAAUACAUAUUUCCACCUUCCAAUCUGUCCUAGAAGAAUUAAAAAUGAACUAUAUUCUCUGAUUUAAAAAAAA